Messenger RNA from Paralichthys olivaceus (Japanese flounder), 3942 nucleotides. RefSeq names its product L3MBTL histone methyl-lysine binding protein 1 (gene l3mbtl1). Gene Ontology annotation, biological process: negative regulation of DNA-templated transcription. Gene Ontology annotation, molecular function: histone binding; chromatin binding; zinc ion binding. The record is from RefSeq and is a predicted model, not a curated record. Lineage: Eukaryota; Metazoa; Chordata; Actinopteri; Pleuronectiformes; Paralichthyidae. Gene Ontology annotation, cellular component: nucleus.
CAGCCCCAGCAGCAGCCCCAGCAGCAGCCCCAGCAGCAGCCCCACACCACCACCACAGCUCUACUCCUUCCAGCUCCUGCUCUUAGUCAUCAGAAGGUGGAGCUGACUCCAACUGUUGCUGUGGGAGACCCAGGUAAAGGAGUCAGGGCCAAUCAGACGGCUGCACCCACCCUUACAGCACAAGUGGGUGGGGCUUGUAGCAUUGUCCAUGUCCUGGAGUGGAAGGAGGGAAUGGCCAUCCUGCCCAGCAGCAACCUCAAGUUCUGCGUGAGUGACGUAGGAACGCUGAGCACACUGAUCACCCCAGGGACCACCAGCAGCACAGCUGAAUUAGCAGCAGGGACUUCUGGGAGAUCCGCUGACGCAGAAGGGGCUCCAGCAGACAAGCCAGGCCCCGUGCGUGCAGCAGCUGUGGAGCCUGGGAGGUUGGUUCCCGUCAAACCUGAAGUUCAGGUCGGACCGGGACAACUUAACCAUGAUCCCAGAGUGCCGAGGCCCUACACAGAGGAGCUGCGAAGAGAGCCCAUCACUGACAGGAGGAGCGUUGGGGUGGAGAAAGUGCCGGCAGGCGGCAGGGUGUCCUCACUUAACCCUGAUCACCUGAAACCCAUGAGGAAGAGGAAGAGGAAGGAGUACCUUAGUCCCUCUGAGGAAGACUCCGACAUGGAGGGCACGGAUGAGAAAAUGGAUGACUCUAAAGCAGACAGCCGACACAUCAGAGCAGCUGGAGACAGUAAGACAGAGCAGUGGACGUGGGCUCUGUAUUUGGAGGAAACCAAAGCUAUUGCUGCUCCCAACAAGCUUUUCCAAGAGUCUCAGAGAGUGCCGACAGUGAAGAACGGCUUUAAACAGGGGAUGAAGCUGGAAGGCAUCGACCCACAGCAUCCGUCCAUGUACUUUGUCCUCACUGUGGCAGAGGUCUGUGGUUACCGGUUGCGGCUCCAUUUUGAUGGCUACUCCGACUGUCACGACUUCUGGGUGAAUGCAAACUCUCCCGACAUCCACCCUGCAGGCUGGUGUGAGAGCACAGGACACAAACUGCACACUCCCAAAGGCUGUAAAGAGGAGGAGUUUACCUGGACCAACUACCUGAGAAUGACUAAAGCACAAGUGGCUCCCAAAGAACUGUUCGCCAGUCCUGGCAGGAUUGACGUGAAGUGCAGCUUCGAGAUGGGAAUGAAGCUGGAGGCUGUCGACCGCAUGAACCCCUCCCUCAUCUGUGUAGCGACUGUCACUGACAUGGUGGACUACCGUUUCCUGGUUCAUUUUGACAACUGGGAUGACACAUAUGACUACUGGUGUGAUGCUAGCAGUCCAUACAUUCAUCCGAUUGGUUGGUGCCAGGAGAGGAACCUGCCCCUAACGCCACCCCAAGAUUAUCCAGACCAGGCCCAGUUCUCCUGGUCUCACUACCUGGAGGAGACUGGUUCUAAGGCAGUGGCUGCUGAUGCAUUUAAAGUGCGUGUGGCCCACAGCUUCCAACCUCAGAUGAAACUGGAGGCCGUGGACAAGCGAAGUCCUGGUCUGAUCAGAGUAGCCACAGUGGAGGAGGUCGAGACUCAUCGCAUUAAGAUCCAUUAUGACGGCUGGAGUCACGUCUAUGAUGAGUGGAUGGACUCAGAUCACCCAGACAUACAUCCAGCAGGCUGGUGUGAAGCAACUGGUCACCCACUGAAAAUUCCCCCACGGGACUCCAAAACACAGGAGCCACAUGGUGUGAGGGAGCUUCCUGCUACGGGUCAGUCUGUCUACCCCUCCUCUGUUCCCUGCAAACCCAUCAGCCACCCCAGAUCCAACAAGUACAGCUUCCACAACAGGAAGUGUCCGACUCCAGGCUGUGACGGUUCAGGCCAUGUGACUGGUCGUUUCACCGCUCAUCACUGCAUAUCUGGCUGCCCGCUGGCUGAGCGUAACCAGGGCAGGCUGAAGGCUGAGCUUUCAGACUCGGAGUGCAAGAGGAAUCUCUUCUUUGGCCAGAGAACCAAGAAGACCCAUUACCGUGGCAGGAUCGGUCGUCCUCCCAAAUACAGGAAGAACCAGCAGAGAGACUACCAGAACAUGUCCUCAGAAGUGUAUCCAUCACUGUUCAUGUCAGCGCUGAGUGGCCAGUCAGACAGGACACUGUCUCUGUGCUGGGAGCAGCACUGUAAACUGCUGCCUGGCGUUCAGGGCAUUCACGCGAGCCAGGUAGUGGCAUGGAACGUUGAAGAGGUCUCCAGUUUUGUCCAGAAUCUAAUCGGCUGUGAAGAACAAGCUCGUCUGUUUAAAGACGAGAUGAUUGACGGGGAGGCCUUCCUGCUGCUCACCCAGACCGACAUUGUGAAAAUCAUGAGCAUCAAGCUUGGCCCCGCCCUCAAGAUCUCCAACGCCAUCCUCAUGUUCAAGAGCACAGACGAGGGACUUAAGUGAUCCUGCCCUCGCUCAUUGGGAGGGUGGGCAUGGGGGGAGUGGGACCACCAAUCAUUAUGUGCCAAAUUCAUUCUAUUGCAGGGAAAAAGACCCUGACCCCUUUUUUCAUGUGUUUGGUGUCCUGUACCCAUCAGAGAGGGGGGUGGGGGGUGUUGAGAAAAAGGGAAAUAAGGCAAUGCAAAUAUUUUUGGGGAAUAAUGGAGGAAUGUCAUGAAGAUGAUGGACAAACUGUGAAGAGUGGAUAAAAGGCAGCAGAAGCAGGUGAGGGGCACCAACAGACGUUUUUUAUAGUUUGGUGGAUUUACAAUUGAUGAGAUUGGUUCAGUAUCACAGUUCGAUUUUUACCAGACUACCAAACGCCACUUGUUUUGAAUAUCCAGCUGUUGUGGCACCUGCUUCUGGAGAAGCAGAAGAAUCAUGCUGCAACUCACAGCUGCACUGGAGCUUCUCAGAAACUGAUUUAAUAUGUUAUCUACCUGAAUGAGUAUCGUUCCUAUUAAUUCAAGCUGUUCCACAGGUCAGUUGGAACUGAGCUCAGACCGGGUGAGGAGCCAGGGGAAUUUGGGAAAAAACGAACUUUACACAAGACCUCAUCUUCAUGAGAAACUGCUGCCUGUUUGGACAAAACCAUUAGUUAAAAACACUGAAAUUCCAGAUGUACUAACUAACUGUGAAAAAUAUCAAUGUUGUUUAAAAGAAAAUAAAUGGGGGGACUGUGGGCUGAGGGACAUGUGGCCAGUUUAAUGCAGCUGCUGAGGCUGGUCAGUGAAGCUGCUACAAGCUUCACGUUUUGUGCAAUAUAAAAAUAUUGAGACAGAUGUACUGUAUACAGCAACACUUCAUAUUGCUGCUACUUUGUUAUCAGACUAAUUCUAAUAGAAUACAAUGGAAGUUAAAUAAAUAAGCUACUUUGUUCAGACUAUCAGAGAAAGGUGUAGUGUUGUGGCAGAUGCACCGUUACUGUGAACACUGAAGUGAUAACCAGAGCCCUCAUUUAAAAUCGUACCCUCCAAUCUAGAGUCAGAAACAACAGUGUUUUUACUUUUGCAUAAAAAAAAGUGAUUUUCUUUACAAAUCUUAAUAGAUGAAAUAGACACUUUGCAUUGGCAUGUUAGCACAACUGUGAAAUCCAAGUGGAUUUUUACACAUGAUUUUCUCACACUUGGUCACUAGAGAGUGCAAAAAUCCACAUGAUAGCACUAUAAACAUGGAUUUGAUGUGGAGCCAGUGGAGCGGCCUAUUGUUCAGAUGUGAUGGAAAUUCCAUUCAGAGUGUUUGUUCUUUCAAAUGUUUACAUUUUAUGUCAGAAUAGGUUUAAAAAAAAAAGGAUGGAUUUGAUAUUGUUAGAUGAAAAGUUAUUUUACUGGAAAGUUUUAAGGGCUCCUGGAGUAUGACUUCUUUGUGUGUCUCUCUGAUGGGAUUUACAUGUGUGUGUGUGAGUGAGUGUGUGUGUGAGAGAGUUUGUGUGAGUGUGCAAGUGAAGAUAAUCUCGGGUCACAAAUGCCAUUCAAUCCAUAUGAAUUAAUAAAUGUC